AAAGAAACCUCCAAAGCUUUGUCCCGAUCGUAAGGAGACCAAUAAUUGUGUCAAAUUAUUGACUGGCAAAGUUAAUAGAAUUGAAGAAAUUAUUGAUAAUUUUUAUCGCGGGUUUCCAAAAAAGAAGGUUGAAAAUUAUUCGAUAUAUAACAAAAAGUUUAUUCUCAACAAUGUUCCUUGCGAAUUGGAAUACGACUUAACAAAUUUCAACUUAGAAGAAUUAGUCAAAUUGUCAAAUUUUGCAACAAAAAAUUUCAUUAAUAAUAAAUACCCAUUUCCUACCUCUUCUUUUAAUGAAAAUGAUAAUGAAAAUUUUAUUCUCGAUAACGUCUCUUGCGUAGUUAAUAGAAUUGAAAAAAUUGUUGAUAACCUUCAUGAAUGUAUUUCAAAAAGGAACAAUGAAAAAUUUUCAAUAUAUAACUCACAAUUUAGUCUUAAUAAUGUUCCUUGUGAAUUAGAAUACGACUUGUCAAAUUUCUCUUUAGAGGAUUUACAAAAAUUAGUAAAUCUCACAACUCAAGAUUUCAAUCCAUCUUCCAGCUCUUUGAAUAAAUAUGAGAAUGAAAAACUUACUCUCAAUAGUGUCCAUUGCGAAUCAUCAUAUGAUUUUUCAAAUUUAACUUCAGAAGAAUUAGAAAAAUUAGUAGCACAAGAUUUCCAGUAUUCAUAUUCUACCUCUUCUAAUGAAAAUGGGAAUGAAAUAAAUAUUUUAAACAAGACCCCUUUCGUGUUAGAAUAUGAAUUUCCAUAUUUAUCUUUAGGACAAGAUUACAACGAUAAUAAAUAUCCAUUUACUAUCUCUUCUAAUAAUGAAAAUAUUACUCUUAAUAAUGAUUCUUACGAAUCAGGGUUUGAUUUUUCAAAUUUCACUUUAGAACUAUUUUCAACUCAUGAUGAUAAGUUUCCGUUUAAUGAAGAUGCGAAUUAA
Funneliformis caledonium is the source of this 928-nucleotide messenger RNA. The record is from the annotation of a GenBank genome assembly. Lineage: Eukaryota; Fungi; Glomeromycota; Glomeromycetes; Glomerales; Glomeraceae.